GCGGAGAGAGAGGGAGAGAGUGUGGCUGGGGCACUUUCUUCCUCUUCCUCUUCAUCCUCCUCUUCUGCAAUGCUGUGUGUGUGUCCCUCCCUCUGCCACAUCUCCCUUUCCGCUGCAUUGCAUUGCAUUUCGUUUCAUUGAUUUGCUGAUUUGUGUGGAAUGGCUUUCGGAUUCCUGCUCGGUGCCAGUGUGAGAGAGCUGGCCCUGGAAACAGCGUUGCUCUCCAAUAGUCUCUCUGUUGAGGAAGAGGAACCCCUCCUCGUAUUUCAGGACACGUUGUCGUGCAAAUCCAUAGGAGGGUGAGAUUUGUUUUUGGGUGAUGGUCGUUGUGACGCCACACGAGUGGAAGAAGGGCGUGUGAGAGUCUGCAUACUGAGUGAGUGGGUUUAAGUGUUCUACGUUCGGGGUGGAAUGCGGGCUUGUUGGGUGAGCUUGAGAGAUCUGCAUAGACAGAGUGAAAUAUGCCGCGAGGUGUGAAGAAGGAGAAUCUGCCCUCCAAGAUUUGUGAGGUGUGCAAGCGGCCCUUCACGUGGCGCAAGGUAUGGGAGCGGUGCUGGGAUGAUGUCAAGACGUGCAGUGAUCGAUGUAAGGCUGAGCGGAAGAAGCAGAACAAGGCCAACAGGGAAGCUCUGCAAGCAGGGAGCGAUGCAAAUCAGAACCCCAAUGAGAAUGUGAGCAAAGUGGUGGACAUAGGGAAUUCUUCGGAGCUAAACAUGAGACUCUGUGUCGCAGGGAUGGCUAAUCCACAAGCAUCCCUCCACCAUUUCCUACUCUUCGCCUUUUCUCCACGCAAAUUUUUGUCAUUAGACAGGAUACAAUAUGCAUGAUUACGCUGCCCGCACACAUCAUGCUGGCGAGGGCCACAAUCACAGAGACACGAAAUUCAAGUUAAUAAAUCAGUGUUGUGGUGGAGGUGUUGUAGUGUCUCCCUUAACCAUUGAAUUAUUCUCAGUUUAAAACUAGUUUGAAACUCUUCUGGAAUUCAUUUCUGAGUUGAGCUUUGCCUCUGUAUUCAUGCAUUCCGUCUUUAAUUCUUAAGAUGAGUUACAGUUCUGUGCA
This is a messenger RNA of Physcomitrium patens, 1059 nucleotides long. The record is from RefSeq and is a predicted model, not a curated record. Lineage: Eukaryota; Viridiplantae; Streptophyta; Bryopsida; Funariales; Funariaceae.